Messenger RNA from Cercopithifilaria johnstoni, 1272 nucleotides. Lineage: Eukaryota; Metazoa; Nematoda; Chromadorea; Rhabditida; Onchocercidae. The record is from the annotation of a GenBank genome assembly.
AUGAGAAACAGCGAUGAAUCGACAAGUUUGGUAGGAAAAACUGAUUCAAUUACGAAUGUCGCAAGCAAACGAACCGUUGAAAAUAAAUCCAUCUCUUCUGAAGAAAAUGAGCAAUCCGGAAUUGAAGCAGAACUGCCAGUAGACGUAAAGACAAAAACCUUCUUGAAGAGUGGGGAAAUAAUUGAAAUUGAUAAAAAACGUUACACUAUAGAUGGACCAAUAAAAGGUGAUUAUGGUAUUGUUGGUCUAAAGGAAAAAGGAAAUUCAAAGGCAUUGUUUGCUUUACAUUAUGAAUUACAAAAUUGCAAAAUCAAACGCCUACAGGUGGAAAUAGAUGUACUGAAAAGUAGCGCAAAAAUUAGAAAGCUAACACAUAUUGCUUCUUUAAUUUCGCAAGGGAAAAAUGCAAAAGUCAAUAUACAAUAUUUUAUGAUAAAAAUGUUUGGUGAAACGAUCAGUGAUCUUCGUGAUAGGUUCGGUGAAUUUUCCACUUCCACGAACCUAAAGCUUUCAUAUUUGGCCAUUGAGUGUAUCGAACAAAUUCAUAAAGUUGGAUUUAUUCAUCGAGAUAUAAAGCCAGCCGUUUAUGCGAUUGGAUUAGGAGCAGAAAGAAGCCAAUUAUUCCUUUUUGGAUUUGGCCUUGCACGACGUUAUAAAACUGAUAAAAAUACAAAAGUGAAAAAACGCAGUAAAGUACAUCAAAUGGGCAAUAUUCGUUAUAUGUCAAGAAGUUCACAUAAAUCAUUGGAACGUUCACGUAAAGAUGACUUGGAAAGUUGGCUUUAUAUGAUUGUUGAAUUCUUCUUGACAACAUCAUCAUUGCCAUGGGAAGAUGAAAAGAAUCAUAAGAUUGUGUUGCAAAAAAAAGAAGCAUUUAUGGAUAAAGAUUAUCUCAAAAUAUUUAAAAAAUGCAAAGGAAUGCCAGCCGGUGUAAAUACACUCGUACGCCAAAUAAAUAGCUUUCAAUAUGAUACAGUACCGGAUUAUCAUUUAAUCAAAAAUAUUUUCCGAAAUGCUAUUGUAAGCGGCAAUUACAAGUCUGAAAAAUUGGAUUGGUUGAAAGGUGAAGAAGAUGAAAUGGUACGAGCAGGUGCAUGCGAGUCCAAGAUUUUCGAUGUAAAAUCUGAAAGAGAAAAAGAAGCCAGUCAACGAUCACAAAAAUCGAUUAGGCGAGAAAAGAAGGAAUACGAUUUGGUACCGAAAACUGAUGACCAACAACGAUCCGUAUUUAUGAUGCCAAGCGCAAGUGGUCCUGCAUGUAUGUCAGAAUAA